AUGGAUUUCGUUUUAGAAGUUGUAGACACGCUAGUCUUAGACAAGUUCUACGCCAAGCUGCUUCCUGUCUCGUUGGCCGAAAACAUCCCUCUGGACUGGCACAAGUCCCUGAACGUCAACGCCGGUAUCACAAACACCACGCAGCUGUUGAACUCCCUGAAUGGCAUCCCUCUGAAGGACAGGGUCUGCCAAGACGUCUACGGCUACACACCUUACUGGAUGGAUAUGACUGUCGACACUUUCAGCAGUGUUUUGCCCCGUAGCAAUCUGUUGAGAGAGGCGCUCUCCCUAUCCGUCGUUGCCACUGUUUUCGCAUGGAUUUUAUACUUAUUUUUCGGCACCCUAUCAUACUAUACUUUGUUCGACAGAAACGUUUUCAACCAUCCACGUUACUUGAAGAACCAGAUGAAGUUGGAAAUCAAAUUGGCCGUUUCUUCCAUCCCACUGAUGUCCGUCAUGACCUCUUUCUGGUUCAUUUUGGAAUUGAAAGGCUACUCUAAGUUAUACACAAACCUUGAUCUGUCAGAUUCCAAGGGAUGGAAACAGCUGGUGUUCGAGUACGUCUCUUUCAUAAUGUUCACCGAUUGCGGUAUCUACUUGGCUCACAGAUGGCUGCACUGGCCAAAGGUCUACAAAGCCAUCCACAAGCCUCAUCACAAGUGGUUGGUCUGCACUCCAUUCGCUUCCCACGCUUUCCACCCAGUCGACGGUUACUUCCAAUCUUUACCAUACCAUUUGUACCCAAUGUUCAUGCCAUUAAACAAGUACUUAUACCUGGUUUUGUUCACAUUCGUCAACUUCUGGUCCAUUAUGAUUCACGACGCUAACCACAUGUCGAAUAACCCAUACUUAAACGGUACUGCAUGCCACACUGUCCAUCACUUGUACUUCAAUUACAACUACGGCCAAUUCACCACUCUUUGGGACAGAUUAGGAGGUUCCUACAGAAAGCCAGAAGACGAUCUGUUCGACCCCGAAUUAUCAAAGAACACAAAGGCUCUAGAGGAACAGAUCAAGAGAAUGGAAGUCAUUAAGUUAGAAGUCGAAGGUAAUGACGAUGACAGAGUCUACGAUGAAGGUCAAGACAUGAAGAAAAACAACUGA
This is a messenger RNA of Tetrapisispora phaffii CBS 4417, 1104 nucleotides long. RefSeq names its product C-5 sterol desaturase (gene ERG3). Gene Ontology annotation, biological process: lipid biosynthetic process. The transcript has a single exon. Lineage: Eukaryota; Fungi; Ascomycota; Saccharomycetes; Saccharomycetales; Saccharomycetaceae. The record is from RefSeq and is a predicted model, not a curated record. Gene Ontology annotation, molecular function: iron ion binding; oxidoreductase activity. The coding region runs from base 1 to 1104 and encodes 367 amino acids.